CCCGAGGGCUGCGCAGGGAACACGGGGCCCCGCCAACGCCAGGCCGCGCUCCCUCGCGUUCCCUGCAGCUCGUGCCCGGGCGGCCGCCGCAGUCCCCGCGCCGUAGCCGGGCGUGGGGUCCAGGGGGCGCUGUGGCCCAGCGGCGCCGGCGGCAGGAGCGGCCACGGCGACGCUGGAGGCUUGACGGAGGAUCCCCGCUUGCAGCACCUCGGUUGUCCCGCCGCAGCCUUGCGCCCCCGGCCCGGCUCAGCGGCGCUCCUUCGGGAUCCGCGUGGCUGCGGCGGCCCGGGAGCCCGAUGAGGCUCGGCGGGCGCUGGGCCUCAGCAGCAGCGGCAACCACAGCUCCUUCAGGAGUGGGAGGCUUCGCGGCGGCGCCUGGGGCCGGGCCGGUGCCCUCCGGAGGAGGCUGUCUGCUCAGGGACGACCCCCACGGCCAUGCUGAGGUGGCGGCGGCCGCUGCUCGAGCAUCAAACAGAGCAUACUGAAACAGCAGGACUGCCUGGCGGUGCAGCAAGCAUCAUGAGUAAGCACAGAGAAGUCUGUUCCUUAUCACGUGUGUAAGGGAAAAAAGAUUUAAACAAGUCUCUUGAGUGGUGUUUUCUCACCGAUGGAGAAUUACUUCCAAGCAGAAGCUUACAACCUGGACAAGGUGUUAGAUGAAUUUGAACAAAACGAAGAUGAAACCGUUUCUCCUAUUUUAUUGGAUACAAGGUGGAAUAAGAUUCUAGAUCCCCCUUCUCCCCGACUGUCAUUUAACCCUGCAUUGGCCAGUGUGAAUGAACCUACAGUUUCUGAGUCACAGCCACAGCUGAAAGUCUUCUCCCUGGCUCAUUCAGCUCCUCUUAACACAGAGGGAGAGGACCAUUGUGCUAAUGGACAGGACUGUAGUCUGAAUCCAGAGACCAACACAAUGUGGAUUGAUGAAAAUGCGGUUGCAGAAGACCAGUUAAUUAAGAGGAACUGUAAUCAAGAUGAUCAAUGCGGUACUGUCGAAGUGGGAGAGAAGAAAUGUGGAAACCUUCCUUGUCUGCCAGAUGAGAAGAGCGUUCUUGUUGUAGCCGUCAUGCAUAACUGUGAUAAAAGGACAUUACAAAGCGAUUUGCAGGAUUGUAAUAAUUAUAAUAGUCAAUCCCUCAUGGAUGCUUUUAGCUGUUCACUGGAUAACGAAAACAGACAAACUGAUCAAUUUAGUUUAAGUGUAAAUGGGUCCACUGAAAAAGAUAUGAACUCAGAGAAACAAAUGGAUCCAUUGAGUAGACCAAAUGCAGAGGGGGAUUCUGUUAAAUACAUAUGUACUACUUCAUCUGAUAAUCUAGCCAAUGUCUGUACCCCUUCACAGUUACAGGAUGAUGAAAAUAUAGAUAGAGACCCCACCAUGUCUGUGAUUACAAGUUUAACACCAGAUUCAGUAAUCUCAUCCCAGGGAACAGAUGAAGGUCCUGCUGUAAAGCAAGAGGACUCUACACCAGAUGAGGUUCUCACUGGCAAAACCAGCUCUCCUAGGACAGAUCUAGGGAGUCCAAACUCCUUUUCCCACUUGAGUGAGGGAAUUUUGAUGAAAAAAGAGCCAGCAGAGGAAAGAACAACUGAAGAAUCCAUCCAGUCUGGUUUACCUUUGCUUCUCAAAGCUGACAUGCCUAAUGGGUCUGGCAGGGAUGAUAACGGUGAACAGUUUUCAGAUUGCCUUGUGCCUGGUGAAGUUAGAGCUGACGAAAAUGAAGGCUGUAAACAUGAAGAAAUUCUUGGCACUACAGAACUUCUUAAUAUGACCGAGCAUUUCUCUGAAUCUCAGGAGAUGAUUAAUUGGAAAUUGACUAAACCAAACAAGAUGAAUGACAGCCAAGUAAAUAAAGAAAAUGAGAAGUUUCUGCACAUGAAUCAGCCUGAAGAUACUUACGAUGAUAGUGGAGGAGAGUGUGAUAGAAUGGCAGAAGCAGGUCUAGAUUUAAAACAAACUUGCAUGAAUGAAAGUGAAGGAUGCGAUUUCUCCACUGUUAUGGAUACACCAGCAGCAAAUUCACUAUCUAACUGUUGUGAUUCCUAUGGAAUGCAGAGCCCAGUUGUUUGUUUUGUUCCAAAGACUUUACCUUCCAAAGAAGAUUCAGUAACAGAAGAAAAGGAAAUAGAGGAGAGCAAGUCAGAAUGCUACUCAAAUAUUUAUGAACAGAGAGGAAAUGAAGCCACAGAAGGGAGUGGACUACUUUUAAACAGCACUGGUGACCUAAUGAAGAAAAAUUACUUACACAAUUUCUGUAGCCAGGUUCCAUCAGUGCUUGGGCAAUCUCCACCCAAGAUAGUAGCAAACCUGCAAUCUAUCAGUGUUCCUUUUGGUGGUGCAAGACCCAAGCAACCUUCUAAUCUUAAACUUCAAAUUCCAAAGCCAUUAUCAGACCAUUUACAAAAUGACCUUCCUGCAAACAAUGGAAAUAAUAUUAAAAACAAAAAUGAUGUUCUUGGGAAAGCAAAAUUAGGGGAAAACUCAGCAACCAAUAUAUGCAAUGCCUCUUUGGGAAAUAUCUCUAUCGCUGAUACAAAUGGGGAACAUUUAGAAAGUUAUGAGUCUGGGAUAUCCAGUAGACAGUGCGUUGCAUUACCUCCAGAAAGCCCAGAUAAUGAUCUCAGAGCUGGUCAGUUUGGAAUUUCUGCUAGAAAGCCAUUUACCACUCUGGGUGAAGUGGCUCCAGUAUGGGUACCAGAUUCUCAGGCUCCAAAUUGCAUGAAAUGUGAAGCCAGGUUUACAUUCACCAAAAGGAGGCAUCAUUGCAGAGCAUGUGGGAAGGUUUUCUGUGCUUCCUGCUGUAGCUUGAAAUGUAAACUGUUAUACAUGGAUAGAAAGGAAGCUAGAGUAUGUGUAAUCUGCCAUUCAGUGCUAAUGAAUGCUCAAGCCUGGGAGAACAUGAUGAGUGCCUCAAGCCAGAGCCCUAACCCUAACAAUCCUGCUGAAUACUGUUCUACUAUCCCUCCCUUGCAGCAAGCUCAGGCCUCAGGAGCCCUGAGCUCUCCACCUCCCACUGUGAUGGUACCUGUGGGAGUUUUAAAGCACCCUGGAGCAGAAGUGGCUCAGCCCAGAGAGCAGAGGCGAGUUUGGUUUGCUGAUGGGAUCUUGCCUAAUGGAGAAGUUGCUGAUGCAGCCAAAUUAACCAUGAAUGGAACUUCCUCUGCAGGAACCCUGGCUGUGUCACAUGACCCAGUCAAGCCAGUAACUACCAGUCCCCUAUCAGCAGAGACGGAUAUUUCUCUAUUCUCUGGAAGUAUAACUCAGGUUGGAAGUCCUGUUGGCAGUGCAAUGAACCUUAUUCCUGAAGAUGGCCUUCCUCCCAUUCUCAUCUCCACUGGUGUAAAAGGAGACUAUGCUGUAGAAGAGAAACCAUCACAGAUUUCAGUAAUGCAGCAAUUGGAGGAUGGUGGCCCUGACCCACUUGUAUUUGUUUUAAAUGCAAAUUUGUUGUCAAUGGUUAAAAUUGUAAAUUAUGUGAACAGGAAGUGCUGGUGUUUCACAACCAAGGGAAUGCAUGCAGUGGGUCAGUCUGAGAUAGUCAUUCUUCUACAGUGUCUACCGGAUGAAAAAUGCUUGCCGAAGGAUAUCUUUAACCAUUUUGUGCAGCUUUAUCGGGAUGCUCUGGCAGGGAAUGUUGUAGGCAACUUGGGACAUUCCUUCUUCAGUCAAAGUUUCCUUGGCAGUAAAGAACAUGGCGGAUUCUUAUAUGUGACAUCUACUUACCAGUCACUGCAAGACCUAGUACUCCCAACCCCACCUUACUUGUUUGGGAUUCUCAUCCAGAAAUGGGAAACUCCUUGGGCUAAAGUGUUUCCCAUCCGACUAAUGUUGAGACUUGGAGCCGAAUAUCGACUUUAUCCUUGCCCACUGUUCAGUGUCAGAUUUCGGAAGCCAUUGUUUGGAGAGACGGGGCAUACCAUCAUGAAUCUUCUUGCAGACUUUAGAAAUUACCAGUAUACAUUGCCAGUAGUUCAAGGUUUGGUGGUUGAUAUGGAAGUUCGGAAAACCAGCAUCAAAAUUCCCAGCAACAGAUACAAUGAGAUGAUGAAAGCCAUGAACAAGUCCAAUGAGCAUGUCCUGGCAGGAGGUGCCUGCUUCAAUGAGAAGGCAGACUCUCAUCUCGUGUGUGUCCAGAAUGAUGAUGGCAACUAUCAGACCCAGGCUAUCAGUAUUCACAAUCAACCCAGAAAGGAUGGCGUUAUGGUCCAGAUCACUGCAGAGAACAUGGAUGCCUUGAGGCAGGCGCUGCGGGAGAUGAAGGACUUCACCGUCACCUGUGGCAAGGCAGAUGCCGAGGAUCCCCAGGAGCACAUCCACAUCCAGUGGGUGGAUGACGACAAGAAUGUCAACAAGGGUGUCAUAAGUCCCAUAGAUGGGAAGUCCAUGGAGUCUAUAACAAGUGUGAAGAUAUUCCAUGGAUCAGAGUAUAAAGCAAAUGGAAAAGUCAUCAGAUGGACAGAGGUGUUCUUCCUAGAAAAUGAUGACCAGCACAGUUGCCUGAGUGAUCCCGCAGAUCACAGCCGACUGACCGAGCAUGUUGCCAAGGCUUUUUGUCUUGCUCUGUGUCCCCACCUGAAGCUUCUGAAGGAAGAUGGAAUGACUAAACUGGGACUACGUGUGACACUUGACUCAGAUCAGGUUGGCUACCAAGCAGGGAGCAAUGGCCAGCCCCUUCCCUCGCAGUACAUGAACGAUCUGGACAGCGCUUUGGUGCCGGUGAUCCAUGGAGGGGCCUGCCAGCUCAGUGAGGGCCCCAUCGUCAUGGAACUCAUCUUUUAUAUUCUGGAAAACAUCGCAUAGACAGAGAGGACUUCAUUUUUUUCUGUUCAGACCUGUUGCAACAGCAGUCAUACCCAAAUCAUUUGCACUUUAGAACUGGAAAAUUAAGAUUUUGUUAACACUAUUAAUGGGGGAGGGGGGGGGGGGGGUUUGGGGGACGGGGUGGGAAAGGGUGGGUGGGGGGACAGAUGUUCCAUAAUUCUAAGUCUUCUAUGCAUUGUCCACCGAGAAGAUCUGGGCAGCUUCUGUUACUGCACCACAGUUACGCUAUCCUUGCAGCUAAUCCCCUUCUGUUACUGUUUAGACAAGAGUUCUGCUCCUCUGUUUUAAGACUUACUUUUGGUCUUGUGCUCAGAAAUGUUCAGAUGGGUACAGCCAUCACCAAGGGUGGGGUGGGAGGGCAGAGGGGAAAUAAAAAAUGAAGCAUCAGUCUUGAACUCUUUGUAUAGGAUGGAUAUAAAAAGGACAGUUUCACGCUGAUCUUGUCCCAGUUACAUCACAGCAACUUCAAGUAGGAGUCACACUUAGAUUUUUUGUUUUUACUAGAUUAUUUAUUGAAGUGAAUCAAAGACCCAAAGGAUUAUCUCUCUUCUAUUCAAGGAAGGGCGACUCAGUGUAAAUGAGGUCACCUGGAUAGUAGAGCCAAUUACAGGAUCUCUCAAGAUCUGCCAGAGUGGAUGAGACACUGAAUCGGGCCUUUCUGUGAAAGCUGACAGAAUAUACCCAAGACAUUUU
Molecule: messenger RNA, 5512 nt
Organism: Aethalodelphis obliquidens (Pacific white-sided dolphin)
Lineage: Eukaryota; Metazoa; Chordata; Mammalia; Artiodactyla; Delphinidae
Gene: ZFYVE9
Product: zinc finger FYVE-type containing 9
Exons: 18
Coding region: 608-4798 (1396 amino acids)
Biological process (GO): endosomal transport; transforming growth factor beta receptor signaling pathway
Cellular component (GO): early endosome membrane
Molecular function (GO): metal ion binding
Source: RefSeq, a predicted model, not a curated record